Messenger RNA from Momordica charantia (bitter melon), 2581 nucleotides. The record is from RefSeq and is a predicted model, not a curated record. Lineage: Eukaryota; Viridiplantae; Streptophyta; Magnoliopsida; Cucurbitales; Cucurbitaceae.
UUCAGAUACGAGUAUUUCCAUAUAGGAAGAUCAAAAUGUCCAUACCAUUACCAAAACGCUUAAUUUGCAAGGCCAUCAUAAUCUCCAUAACAGAAACAUUACUGCUAACAAAACAUCAUAAUAUCCAUGGACUUGAAUUUAUCAGAGUAUGGCAUUUGGUCUUCAUAGGAAAAACAUUACCGCUAACAAAACACAUUAACUUGAAUUCAUUAAGUGAUCAGAGAUACUUGUGGACGCCACCCGAAUACCCCGGGCAGAAUACAAGCAAUAGUGGCAUUCUUCAAAUGUUAUCAACUUACGCAUCUCGGGUUUACACCAGUCCACAUCUCUUGGAAGGUUUUCAAGACGUAUGAGGAUGGACAACAAUUUAUUAGAUUGCAAGCUGUGACUCUCAUAACCCUCUUAUGCCAUGAAGUAGUUUCUGUCUUAAAUAUUUUUACUUCACAAUGCAUUUCUUUGUGGAAUGUAUGAUCUCUUGGUCAAAAUUUCCUUCUCGAUAGAAAUCAUUUAUGCUUCAUCUGGCUUCACUUUCAACAUUCAUCUUCUCCUCUGUACAAUGUACAAUGCCCUCAAUCAUUUGCUGCGAUUCAGUCUGGUAUUCAGAUAUCGGAGUGGCAAAAUCUAGCUCUAUAAUGUAGUCAACCAAACUAAGUAAACACCAUCUCCAUACUGAUCAUUAGGAGCAUCAAAUGGCAACCAUAAUUUUGUUCCAGCAUAUCAGCUUAUGAUUCUUAUCUUUUUCCUCAACUGAAGAAACGUCUACCUAUAUCUUGUACAACGCUUCGGCUUUCCCCCUUGACUUUGUAAAUUCACCAGCUGUAAACAAUUWKACAGAAUUUGGACAAAAUAUAUGUAGCUGGCUGCUCAGCCUUCAAGCAAAUCUAACUAACAGUUCUCUUCUUCUGAACCCAAAUAAUGAUACCAGCUGUGGAAUUCAGGAGGUCACUAAGAUGAUCAAUCUAAAUAUAUGGCAAGACCAUGCAACCUCUUUCAACUCCAUUGAUCCUUGGUCGAAAAUCUGCAAUUUUUCUGCUAUGAAAAUUUACAACUCAUUCCAUGUCUUGGCCAAAUUCCUACUUGAGAGAUCAAAUAGCUCUUGCUCGCUUCCAUAGACUCUGUACAAUAUCAUAAGGGGAAAAGAAAAGAAAACAGAUGAGAAUUCUCAAGAAGAGAAUAUGCAGCUUGUGAAUCCAAUCUCAAUGACUCUUAUAAUAUCAGCAUGAGAUUCUACUAACAUAGCACACCGGGAAAACGAAAUGAGUGGAGAAAAUAGACAUGAACAGACCAAUCUAGACAAAGAUGGCUCAUAAAAAUAGAUAAAUCGAAACUAUAGAGAAACAUUAUGUACACCUCUUAUUGCACACAAGCAAACAUGUAUUUGAGCAAUCCUGAAUGAUAAACCACUAAGAUUAUAUAGCAUGCUCGAGGCAAUUAUUUUCACUAUGUCCGGAAGAGUAGUUUACAAAGACUUGAAGUUCAUGUAUUGUAUGAUUAGUCUUUUAUCAACAAGAUUUUUUCCGGUUUCAGUAUCCACUGAUAUAGAUUUUAUCUCUGCAUCAGAUUAGAUAGGCAGCCCAUGACCAAUAAUGAAAGCUUGUCACGUGGGUCUGUCGACCGUCAUCAAUUGAUCUUCCGUGACAUGGCAUUUGGUUUUGAAGUUUUAUAGACCUCUUAGUAUGAUUGUAAUUCAUUGGAACAAGUGGGACGGCUCUGCAGUAGUUAGGACGAGACAGGAUGAAGUUUGUGUAUUCACACCAAAUGAGCAACUCCAUGUGAGCAUUGAUGAAGUAGGCCCUCUUAGACACCUACCUGAUACUGUUUUCUUCUCACCACUUCUCCAUUCUGAAUCCAUAAAUACAGAUCAAAAAACUUCAAUCUCCACAACUCAAAUUUCAAAUAGAUCCUCCUUCAAGUACUACACUUCCCAACUUCGAGAUCUGCAUCAAGCAGAAAGCCUUUAAAAAUUAGAUAUGGGAAUCAGACUACCUUCACUUCUCAAUGCCAAGCAAGUUCUAAAAAUGCACACUGUUUCUUAUAGAGGCCAAUGUGGUGUUCCCAAAGGCCAUAUUGCAGUAUAUGUGGGAGAUAUUGAAAGGAAGCGAUUUGUAGUUCCAAUAUCAUACUUGAACCAUCCUUCUUUUUCUGCUUUGCUCAAGAGUGCUGAAGAAGAAUUUGGAUUCAAACAUCCAACUGGAGGUUUGACAAUUCCUUGCGGAGAAGAUGUCUUCAUCAAUCUCACAUCCAGGCUUCAAACUUCCUGAAAGAGAGAAGAAAAACAGUCCAGCCAGUUUUGCCAGAUUCCUCCAUUUUUCUCCCGUUGAGAGUAGAAAAUUAAUGUGUAGUUAGUUUCUACAUGUAAAUGAUGAGAAGCGGAAACAUUGAAAUCGAAAUAUAAAGUCACCUUUCUUAUAAAAACAUCUGUGUGCCUUCAUGAAUUUUUGUUUGUCUAAAUUCUUCACGUUUUUCCUUUCCGUUUCCGUACAAUGUUACUUCUGAUAUAUCUGAGCACAAAACUUCUUUCUUCGAGAGGUGAAAACUAGAAAUGUUUCCACUGCUUGUCGAUGAUGCUCCCAAGAGAUGU